AUGCCCGUCUUGGCCACUAUCAAAGAUGUCUUGAUACAUCUUAUAGACCCAUGGGCGUUUAUGGCCGUCUCCUUUUCUCAUAUCCCUGCGACGAUUCGUGGACUCAUCCAUGACAGGAACUAUCGCGCGCUCUUCUCCUUCACUGGAUUCCGCGAGGCUCUGUUCGGCACAUUUUGGGCCACCGUCGGGCCAGAUGUAAAGACCAAUGGCGAGCAGCGAGUCAUUCCUCUUCUUGAAGGACGUGUCAAGGGCGGUGUUAUCCAUGACGACAUCGUGAGCACCCCUGUUUAUGGCACUGUCAUCGAGGUCGGCGCCGGAAGUGGCAUGUGGGCAGACGUUUUUGCUCGUUUCCGCGAAAAUGCCAACAACACAGACAACGCAGACGGCCUUCGCAACAGGAAAACCACGGGCGGCCACAUCACCAAGAUUUAUGGCGUAGAGCCCAACCCCAUUUCUGCUAAAGCGCUCGAGAAACGUGUCAAGGACCUUGGUAUGGAUGACAUCUACACCGUCGUCCCUGUUGGUAUUGAAUCUGUCGACGACCCCUCUGCGUGGAACGGCAAGAUUGAGCCCGGCAGUGUUGACUGCAUUGUCGGCAUCCUGUGCCUCUGCAGCAUCCCCGAGCCCGAAAAGAACAUCAAGCUUUUGUACAAGCUGCUCAAGCCAGGCGGACACUGGUACGUCUAUGAGCACGUCAAAGUUUGGCGUGGAGGCCUGCUGCUCAGCCUAUAUCAGCGUAAGUAA
Messenger RNA from Trichoderma virens Gv29-8, 744 nucleotides. RefSeq lists its product as uncharacterized. The record is from RefSeq and is a predicted model, not a curated record. The transcript has a single exon. NCBI's taxonomy places the organism in Eukaryota, Fungi, Ascomycota, Sordariomycetes, Hypocreales, Hypocreaceae. The coding region runs from base 1 to 744 and encodes 247 amino acids.